AUGCCGGGUGGGCGCGCCGUCCGCGUGCUGAACGUGGCGGAGAAGCCGUCCGUCGCGCGCGCCGUGGCGGAGAUCCUCGCGCGGUACGGCGGCGGCGGAGUGAGGUCGCGCGAGGGGCGGUCCGUGUACAACCGCAUCUUCGAAUUCACCUACACAAUGAACAACCAGCCGUGCGACAUGGCGAUGACGUCAGUGACGGGGCAUCUGAUGGAGAUGGACUUUCAGGACCCCUUCAGGAAGUGGCACGCCUGCGACCCCCUGCAGCUCUUUGACGCCCCUGUAUACAAGGCCAUACCACAGGACAAGGUGGCACUGGAGGUGACGUUGAGGGAGGAGGCGAGGCGUAGCGAGGAGCUGGUGUUGUGGCUGGACUGUGACCGGGAGGGCGAGAACAUCGCCUAUGAGGUCAUGCAGGUGUGCCUGGCUGCUAAUUCGCGCCUGGCUGUCUUCCGAGCCCACUUCUCAGCCCUUGUUGACAGAGACAUCCAUCAUGCGGCUCAGAACUUAGGCCGCCCGAACUCCAACUUCGCAGACGCUGUUGACGCUCGGCAGGAGAUAGAUCUGCGCAUCGGGGCGUCCUUCACGCGCUUCCAGACCAUGCUGCUGCACAACCGCUUCGACCUGCCCUCGCCCUCCGCCGACCGCAAGCCCGUCAUCAGCUAUGGACCCUGCCAGUUCCCCACGCUGGGCUUCGUGGUGGAGCGCUAUUGGGACAUACUGGCACACGUGGAGGAGCCUUUCUGGGCCAUCCACUGCCGACACGUGCAGCACUCGCCGCCCCCCGCCACCUCCGCUGAAUUCUCCUGGCAGAGGGGCCGUCUGUUCGACCACCUCAUUGCUGCCACGCUCUUUGAAAUGUGCCUCGAUAACCCUGUUGCCACUGUGAUGGAAGUGGCAGGCAGUGAGCGGCGCAAGUUCCCGCCCUUCCCGCUCAACACAGUGGAACUGCAGAAGCGAGCCUCGAGGUUCCUGCGCAUGGCAUCAGAGCACACCAUGAAGAUAGCAGAGGAGCUGUACCAGCAGGGCUUCAUGAGCUACCCUCGCACUGAGACUGACAGCUUCCCUCCAUCCAUGGACCUUCAGGCCCUGGUAUCAGAGCAGGCCAGCAACAGCGCAUGGGGAGACUACGCGCAGCGGUUGCUGGACCCAGCAGCCAAUCUGUGGAGGACACCUGGCAGCGGCGGGCACGAUGACAAGGCGCAUCCCCCCAUCCACCCCACCAGGGCGUCGCCACAUGGCGAGCCCAACUGGAGUCCGGAUCACAAGCACCUGUACGAGCUCGUGGUGAGGCACUUCCUGGCGACGGUAUCGCAGCCAGCAGUGGGUUUUGAGACGAUCGUGACCGUUGAUAUCGCGGGGGAGGCGUUCAGUGCACGCGGGCUCAUGAUCACAGCGCGCAACUACCUGGACGUCUACCGCUACGACUCCUGGGGCGCACACACGCUGCCGGCCUUCCAGACCGGCCAGCAGUUCACCCCCACGGACCUCGAGCUCAGGUCCGGACGCACCGAGCCUCCGCCGCUGCUCUCCGAAGCUGACCUGCUGGGGCUGAUGGACAAGGCGGGCAUCGGAACGGACGCCACGAUGCACGACCACAUCAAGAAGCUGCUGGACCGCUGCUACGCCACCAAGGACGCCAACAUCCGCCUCAAGCCCACGCCUCUUGGCGAGGCACUAGUACUGGGGUAUGACAACAUGGGGUACGAGCUGUGGAAGCCGCACCUGAGAGCACUGAUGGAGAGGGACAUGCGGCUGGUCAGUGAGGGGCGCAAGAGCAAGGCGCAGGUGCUGGCCGACACGCUCCGAGCCACCAAGGCUGCUUUCAUGGACGCGAGGGAGCAGCAGCAGAAGCUGAUUGAUGCGCUGGCUCUCUUCUUUGAGAG
Messenger RNA from Closterium sp. Naga37s-1, 1883 nucleotides. The record is from the annotation of a GenBank genome assembly. NCBI's taxonomy places the organism in Eukaryota, Viridiplantae, Streptophyta, Zygnematophyceae, Desmidiales, Closteriaceae.